This is a messenger RNA of Notolabrus celidotus (New Zealand spotty), 2586 nucleotides long. RefSeq lists its product as uncharacterized. The record is from RefSeq and is a predicted model, not a curated record. NCBI's taxonomy places the organism in Eukaryota, Metazoa, Chordata, Actinopteri, Labriformes, Labridae. The transcript has 11 exons. Bases 275 to 2401 code for a protein of 708 amino acids. Gene Ontology annotation, biological process: negative regulation of autophagy.
AGUGUGUAGCUCUUUCUCAGGAAACGUGCACUUCCGCUCUCUGUUCUCUCGAGCAACACGUCUCGUGCUAAGCUACUUCUCCUUAGUGAGAGAAGGUUAAGCAGUAUUGGGGCCUGGCUAUGUUAAUGAGUAAUGCAUGAUACAACUGCCUUCCCAGUAAAUAUAUUAAUGGAAAUCAUUCACUAGUAUAGUUUCCUUUCGUUUAUUGUAACCAGUGCAUGAAAAGGAGACUCAAACACUGCUCACACCACCAAAUUUGAACUAAAAGAGUAGUAUGACGCGUCAUGGGUUAAAUUGGUCUAGGUUUGAAUGUGCCUCCAUCUGGUGGUGGUUUAAUAUACAACACACGACUUGCCGCUACUUUCCUUUUCCCCCUCAACCGUGCAAAAAACUUUUACCAACAAUUUGUGACACAAUUCAGUGUAGCUCUUUCUCAGGAAACGUGCACUUCCGCUCUCUUUUCUCUCUAGCAACACGUCUCGUGCUAAGCUACUUCCCUUCGCGAGAGAAGGUUUGGCAUUAUUGUGACCUAUGUUCAGAAAAUGUAAAUCUAUUAUUAGACACUUUAUCGUCAAACAAACAGAGCGCAAGUGCACUGCUACCCAUAGGCCUACUGAGAGAGCACAGCUUUCGUUUUCAUACGAGAAGAAAGGAAGAUAAAGCCUUUAACUUGCUUUGUUACUUCAGACGUGCAGGGACACUUCUGAAGGUAAUCAUUCCGCAGCAGAGGGGUUUGGUUUAUGACGAGGAGCAGAUGGAGUUUGCUGAACACAUCAAGACCGCUAAUUUGGAGGAUGUUGUCCUCCGACAGCCUCUACACCCUCCGAGCAGAGGCACCUUGUGCAUCACCGGUCACCACCUGCUCUUCUCGGACAGGGAGGAAGGCAGCUCCCGGCAGGUUUUACUGCUUCUCAGGAACAUCGAUGCUAUUGAGAAAAGUGUGGAAAAUCUUUUGGCCUAUUCCAACCUCUUCUCUAGUGCAGGCUGCAGUGAAAGAGUAUCUGGAUCUUCAGGGACGAUAACCAUCAAGUGUAAAGAUCUACGUGUGCUCCAGCUUGAUAUCCCAGGCAUGGAGCAGUGUCUCAACAUUGCACGGUCUAUUGAGACUCUGUCCUGUCUGGACUGUGCCACGGAGAUGUAUCCUUUCUUUUACAGACCCUCUGAUCUCUGCCUGCAGGACCACUGGGGUCUCUCAACCCCUGAAAAAUACUACAGUCAAAUGAAGGAGCUUCAUGAUAGAUGGAGACUAAGCGCUGUGAACAGAGACUACUCAGUGUGUCGCUCUUAUCCUCCAGCUGCCAUUGUCCCGAGGAACGUAAAUGAUGACUCACUAAAGAAGGUGGCCAAGUUCAGGCAGGGUGGACGUUUCCCUGUCCUCUGCUAUUAUCACAGGAAGAACGGCAUGGUCAUCAUGCGCAGCAGUCAACCGCUGCAAGGAGCUAAUAGGAAGCGCUGCAAAGAAGACGAGGAGCUCCUCCAGGCCGUGAUUGAUGGCUCAGACAAAGGAUAUAUUAUUGACACACGCUCCAGUCAGCAGGCAACGCAGGCCAGGAUAACAGGGGGAGGAUUCGAGUCCAAAUCUUGUUAUAGCCCCUUGAAGAGACUGCACAGACAAGUGGAAAGAGGUAAAGCACUCCAAGAGAGUCUGAUUAAGCUGGUAGAGGCCUGUAGUGAUGAGUCCCAGAACAUGGAUCGAUGGCUUAGUAAGCUUGAAAAUUCAAAGUGGCUGUCUCACGUUCAAGCUGCUCUGUCGACUGCCGGCCUGCUUGCAGAGUGUGUGGAGAGGGACGGACAUUCUGUUCUGGUUCACGGCUCUGAAGGGACAGACUCCACUCUGCUCAUCAGCACUCUGGCUCAGAUUAUCAUGGACCCAUGCUGUCGCUCACUGGAGGGUUUCCUGGCUCUGCUUGAGAGGGAGUGGGUACAGGCUGGACAUCCAUUCAUGCAGCGAUGUGCCCACUCUGCCUUGUCCCAUGCCCGUAUCCAGCAAGAGUCCCCUGUCUUCCUGCUGCUGCUGGAUUGUGUGUGGCAGCUGUUGCAUCAGUUCCCCCUGGCACUGGGUUUCUCUGAGGCUCUGCUUCUGAGGCUGGCAACGGAGGCCUACGUGUCUGACUAUGGCACCUUCCUGUGCAACAGUCAUCAGGAAAGGUGGGCUCAAGGAGUGAUGAAGAAGACUCACUGUUUGUUCCAAGCUCUGCUGAGGCCCAGUGAGAGAGACCGGUACUCUAACCCACUAUAUGAGCCCACUAAGCUUGCAAUCUGGCCCUCGGUUCAUCCUCAGUCCCUGCAGCUUUGGAGAGGUUUCUUUCUGAGGUGGACCCAGCACGCUCGCUACCUUGCAGAGGCUCAGGAGGAAAUACGGAACAUGGUUGUUGAAUGGGGAAAGCUGGCACUCAGCUGAUGCCCUUUCAGAACAUGAACAACUUCAGAUUCUCAGCCUGAACAUGUGGAGCAUGUUUCAAAGUGGACUGUUGCCAGUGUACAAUGUCUUACUUUGUGGUUUUUAUAUUGCAGAAUUGUUUUCUCAACCAGCUGUGUGUGAAUUAUAGUAUGUAUCUUAUACUUUCAUAAAAUGUGUGUUUUUUA